Patiria miniata (bat star) is the source of this 828-nucleotide messenger RNA. RefSeq lists its product as uncharacterized. Lineage: Eukaryota; Metazoa; Echinodermata; Asteroidea; Valvatida; Asterinidae. The transcript has 4 exons. Bases 60 to 560 code for a protein of 166 amino acids. The record is from RefSeq and is a predicted model, not a curated record.
CUCUCUCAUCUCAUUGAGCCUUGCUUCGUUGACCAACCGCCACGCCCAGUCCAGUCACCAUGGCAACUAAACAGCCUCAGGCUCCGCCUCCAGCAGCCAUUGGUCAAGAUCGUCGCUUACCAAUUCCAAUCAGCAAUGAGCGUAGUCGAGGGCAACGCAAGACACCUGUCAGCUUUGUUGUUGUACCUGUCAGUGAUCUGGGUUACCCUGUUGGUUCACCAGGGAGUAGCAUCUGGGCUUAUACACCAGGGAGCAGCGGUGACUGGAUCCCAAGUAGCAACUUAGAGGACAUACCAGGCACAGCAGCUAACAGGAUGCCUAACUUCCCCCAUCAAGACACUGUCAAGAGAGGAUGGCUUCCAAAUGAACAAACACCUGUCAGCCGGUUUGGUGAGCAACAUGAGCCAAUGUCUGGCAUGCAUCAUAACAUGGCCAUGGGAGAUGGGGGAGGGGUGACAGCUCAUGGAAUGGCAGGAACGGUCUGGAACCCUGUAGCCACCGUGCAACUUCAUGGCACCAAUCCAAAGGUGUGGGGAGCAUGGAGCCAGUCAGUCAUGUGACAUGAGGACUCCUCUCCAUCCUUUCCUACAGAGGGCGCUGUUCAUCUCAGCCGCUGCAUCCACAAGAGAUAGUUAAGUUAAUUAAUUUUUCUUAGAUGUCCACCAGCCAUAGAGGGCGCCAUAAUGCUUUCUGGUUUGUACACAGACAUAUAAACACAUAGACCGCCAGUCGUGGGCGUGAAACCGUGAUUUGAUAAUUGGGCAAAAUGUUUGUUGACAGCGCGCAUAACUGCGAUGCCUCUCAAUGCGCCAACGCGCUUAGUACAGU